Molecule: messenger RNA, 1510 nt
Organism: Topomyia yanbarensis
Lineage: Eukaryota; Metazoa; Arthropoda; Insecta; Diptera; Culicidae
Gene: Ist1
Product: IST1 homolog
Exons: 3
Coding region: 165-1310 (381 amino acids)
Biological process (GO): protein transport
Source: RefSeq, a predicted model, not a curated record
AAAUGACUAAUGUUUAUUUUGUUUUGAGCCAGUCUUACAGUUUUAUAUGUAAUUAGUGUCGGUGUCGGUAGUGUUUUUCUACAUAGAAAUUUUUAUAUUGUUUAUGAGUCAUCCACCACUGUGUCCAUUUUCAGUGUAGGAAUUUAAUAAACUGACAGGAUAAAAUGUUUUCGAGCGCUCCCAACUACACCAAAUUGAAGACCAAUCUUCGUUUAGCCGUCAAUCGAUUAAAAUUACUAGAGAAAAAGAAAACGGAGCUUGCUCAAAAAGCUCGGAAAGAGAUUGCUGAUUAUCUUGUCGCAGGAAAACCUGAAAGGGCUAAGAUUCGUGUAGAGCAUAUAAUCCGGGAGGACUACCUGGUGGAGGCAAUGGAGAUAGUAGAAAUGUAUUGCGAUCUGAUUUUGGCUCGAUUUGGUUUGGUUACCCAGAUGAAGGAAAUCGACGAAGGGAUUGAGGAAGCUGUAAGUAGUAUCGUUUGGGUAGCCCCAAGGUUACAGGCAGAUGUCCAGGAGCUGAAGAUUUGCGCCGAUGUGUUCACUAUUAAAUACGGCAAACAGUGGGCUGAAUCGGUUCGUGCGGCAGUUCCACCACACAAAGUUUCGGAUAAACUGAUGCACAAGAUGGCCAUUCAAGCUCCUCCGAAACUAUUAGUGGAAAAGUAUUUGAUAGAAAUUGCUAAGAUUUUUAACGUUGACUAUGAACCUGACCCAUUGGUGAUGCAAAAUGAUAAGCCUAAUCUGGCGGACAGUAUUCUGAUUGAUUUGUCAGAUAGAAAUAACUUGGAUGGAGGUGGAUCUUCGUCGGGUGGUGGUGGAGGCACUGGCGGGGUGCCAGCACCGCCCGGAUUUAUUGGUUAUCCACAGCCACCGAAUUUGCCACAGUUACCAAAUUUGCCACCAACGGUGCCGUUUAAUUAUCCACAGGGCCCGAGUGGACAAAAUUUUGGCUCAGCAUCAGCGCCACCAUUCAAUUAUAAUAUUCCACCUAACUCAUCGGAAACAAUGCCUGACGAAGAAAAAGAUUUGAACAUCAACUCCAACUUCCUAAAUCAGGAAAAAAGAAGUGAUUUGGGACCACCGCCAUCAUAUGCAUCGCUUAGUCCGGAUGACAAUAUGCAGAACUCAUCGAAACCAAAACCGCAGCCCCGGUCAAAGAUUUCGCCGGAUAUGAACUACCCAGUACUACCAAACGUUCCUUCGGAUCUACCGGAUGUUCCAAACGAUGACAAUCCAGGCGCCGACCAGGACAAUGACGAGAUCGACUUUGACGAACUUUCGAGACGGUUUGAGGAACUAAAGAAGAAAAAAUAACGGUUGGAAUUUGUUUCGUGUUUCCGAGCAUGGCGUUUCCUGGGGAUGUUUUAAAUAAACGAAAGCGGAAGGAAGACGGAACUUUCGAUUUUGAAGAUUGCUAGUAUAAGUAAAUAAUUAUAAUCUUGCUUAGUAUAUGCGAAUAAUAUGAGCUUAUGUUUCGUUACAUUUCAAUCCUAAUAAAGAUUUUUGUUAAGGUA